Ostertagia ostertagi is the source of this 516-nucleotide messenger RNA. Lineage: Eukaryota; Metazoa; Nematoda; Chromadorea; Rhabditida; Trichostrongylidae. The record is from the annotation of a GenBank genome assembly.
GUAGAGUCUAGAGAUGACGACAACAAUUGCCUUUUCGUGCGGUUAGCUGUUGGAGGACAACAAGUAAAGGUGAGCUUGUUUGCGAUAGAACAAGUUUCGAAAAAGGAGUACGAUCGCGACAGCAAGUGUAUAAAUAAGGAUGAUUAUGACAGAGAACGAGACAAAAUCGAAAAACGAAAUAAAGAAGCCGUCCACGACAAUCGGAAAGGGGAUGAUCGAAAAGACCGUGAAGAACGCUCCAGGGACAAGUAUCGGGAAAAGGAUUCUAAUCACGAUAGGGAAGCUAAAAAUGAUGAAUUAUGGGUCCGUACCGAUUUGCUGGUUCGGUUUAUCGACGAAAAUUACAAGAAAGGCAAAUAUUUCAAAGAAAAGAUGCGGGUAGUAGAUGUAGCAUCACGAAAGGACAUUUCGUUAGAAGACUUCUCAUGGCAAGAUGCAUUACGGAAUCCGGCAGUCAUCUCUGGAGACCGUUUUACCACGGCUAGAAAAAUCACGUGUAAUGAUUGUACGAGGUAA